Parasteatoda tepidariorum (common house spider) is the source of this 461-nucleotide messenger RNA. RefSeq names its product teneurin-a-like. Gene Ontology annotation, biological process: motor neuron axon guidance. The record is from RefSeq and is a predicted model, not a curated record. Lineage: Eukaryota; Metazoa; Arthropoda; Arachnida; Araneae; Theridiidae.
ACUAAAAUAAAAUGUUUCGUUUUUUUUUUGUUUAGUUAUACAGAGAAAUUGUUUUGUCACAAAGAUCCGAAUUUUAUAUAAAAAGAAGAAAAUUGAGUCAAUCAUUUAAAGGUGGAAUGGAGCCGGUGAGUAAAGCGAGUCGCAGUUCAAAAAUUCGUCGACAGAGAAGUCAUGAAUGGAAAGAUUAUGACAGUUCUUCCGAUAAUGAUGAAGAAAAACAAACUUUCAGAUAUGAAGAAUCAAAUAAUCAAGAAGGUGGUGAAAGAGUGCCUAAAAGUGACCAACAAAAAGGAAGUCGAAUGUAUUUGUCUUUACAUCCUUCUUCUUCAUCCACUUCUGAUAAUAAUUCGGAAGAUUCAGACACCAGAAAAGCCUCUUUAGAAGGCCAAAAUAGUGAGUACUUGAUUCUUUUAGGUUUUUUAGUUACCAGAUUGAAUAAUGAAUCAAUUUUUUGUCUUUGA